AUGGAACGACUCUUAGAAGCAUAUCCGUGGAUUCAUGAAGAAAAACAAAAUUUUGGUGUUGAAAAUGGCCCAUAUUGUUUUACUUCACGUGAUCCCAUUGAAACACGUCGACGAAUUCAUUCGCUGAAAGAACGUCGUGAUCGUCUUGGUCGAACUGUAAAUAUGCGUGCGAUGAAUAUGCUUGGUAAUGCUGUAAAACAAUAUUCUGAAUUGAUUAGACGUCAAGAAUUUGUUUUAGCUGAUAAACGUAAAAUUCAAGCAGUUAUUGACGAUUUAGAUGAACGAAAAGAAGAAGUCUUAAUAAGUGCACAUAAUAAAGUCAAUGAGGAAUUCUGUAACAUUUUCGGAACUCUGUUGCCAGGAAGUAAAGCACGUUUAUUUCCCCCGGAAGGUAUGAGUGUUCUUGAUGGAUUAGAAAUUAAAGUUGCAUUUGGUGAUAUUUGGAAAGAAUCACUUGGAGAAUUAAGUGGUGGUCAAAGGUCGUUAGCUGCCCUUUCACUUAUUCUGGCUUUAUUACUCUUCAAACCUGCACCUUUGUAUAUAUUAGAUGAAGUGGAUGCGGCGCUCGAUUUAUCUCAUACACAAAAUAUUGGUCAGUUGACUAAAAAUCAUUUUAAGCAUUCACAGUUCAUUGUAGUGUCACUCAAGGAUGGAAUGUUCAACAAUGCUAAUGUACUAUUCAAAACAAAAUUUGUAGACGGUGUUUCAACUGUGUCUCGGCAUGUACCUCUACGCGUUCGCGACGAAAAUAAACAGCCUCAAACAGAGAGACAACGGAAACGUGUUAAAUAA
Messenger RNA from Schistosoma guineensis, 792 nucleotides. The record is from the annotation of a GenBank genome assembly. Lineage: Eukaryota; Metazoa; Platyhelminthes; Trematoda; Strigeidida; Schistosomatidae.